AUGCGCGUUUCCUCGACCAUGAGACUGACAAAAGAGGACCUACAGAUUCGCUUGAAGGCUGCUGGCAUGGCCCACAGGGCAGGCCGCCUGGCGGCGGUGCAGUAA
Echinococcus granulosus is the source of this 105-nucleotide messenger RNA. RefSeq lists its product as hypothetical. The transcript has 2 exons. NCBI's taxonomy places the organism in Eukaryota, Metazoa, Platyhelminthes, Cestoda, Cyclophyllidea, Taeniidae. The record is from RefSeq and is a predicted model, not a curated record. Bases 1 to 105 code for a protein of 34 amino acids.